Molecule: messenger RNA, 664 nt
Organism: Linderina pennispora
Lineage: Eukaryota; Fungi; Kickxellomycota; Kickxellomycetes; Kickxellales; Kickxellaceae
Exons: 1
Coding region: 13-603 (196 amino acids)
Source: RefSeq, a predicted model, not a curated record
UCUCUCGGCUUCAUGGCCAGCGCUGCUGACUGCUCUGGCAACCAGUCGAUGUGCCCCAACGGUGUCGAUGGUGUCUCUUCAACCUAUCUCCAGUGCGACAGCUGGAGCGGCACCUGGCAGACACAGAGCUGCGUCACCGGCCAGGUCUGCUACGCCAACCCGAACAAGCCUGGAACCGCCAUGUGUGGAUUCCCUGGCGCCAGCACCCAGAAGAGGAACCAGGCGCCGAACAGCGGCAACACCAAUGCCCGCCAGUGCAAUGGAAAUGAGUCAAAGUGCCCGAACGGAGCUGACGGUGUUUCAGCUACCUACUGGCAAUGCGAUAACUGGAGUGGAACGUGGCAGACACAGACAUGCGCCAAUGGCCAGGUGUGCUAUGCUAAUCCGAACAAGCCUGGCACUACCAUGUGCGGCAUGCCUGGCACUGGUGGCAACGCUGGCGCUGGCCAAUGCGCUGGAAACACUGCCAAGUGCGUCUCUGCUGGCCAGACUGGCGAUUACCUGCAGUGUGAGAGCUGGAGUGGCCAGUUCAAGAACGCUGCUUGCCAAGGCGGUCUCAAGUGCUACAACAACGCUGCUAGCACCGGCGUAUACUGCAACUGAGUAAACACCAGUGCAUGCAUGUACAAAACUUUCUAAAUGUGAACAGUUCUAUGUCUUUUUA